AUGCCAGACGGUAAUGAGAAAUUGCUACGCACGCAAUCAUUGGUGCAAAUAAUGGGGCAGCACUUGGAAUGCUUGCCGGAUCUCCUCACAUGCUUGGGAACAGGGUAUGAUAUGCGCGAAUUGGGGUCAGCAUUGGGAGCUCGAUGGUUCGAAAGCAUUGUCCAGUCGUUCUUCGGUGCCCACUUCGCGGAGAUGCGCCAUCUAUUGCAUGUCACGUCGACAUUGAUUACAGGCUCUUGUGCGAGACAGAUGCUCACUGGUCAAGGAGCAACACCGAACGAUCUCAAUCUCAUUACUCCACUGGGUUCUGCAGAGAUUCUCUAUGCCAGCCUGGUCGGGGAUUUGCAGUAUGAAAGGUUUGAAGUGUGCGCGCGCCCCAACUAUGCUUUCACGAAGGUGGUGAAAGGUUUCACUAGAUUUCGAAAAGGAGAGAUGAUCAUUACAAUCUCGGAGGCAGAAGGAGACAACUUGUUCAAGGUCGUGGUGUCCUCUCCCACAACGGUGGACAUGACAGUGAUGACGCCUGGUGGCUUGGUGAUGUUUUAUCCGGCUUGGACGUUGAGCAAAGAUAAUGUCGGCUGCAUGGCGAAAGAUGGUUUCAGGGUGGAGAGGUCGACGGACUUCCUAGGUGAGGAUUGUGGGAAAGCAUGCCCGGCGCUCUGGCGCAGCGUGUUGGACCAUGGCGAGCAAAUGUUGAUGUUAGAGUGGGACGAGAGAUUCAGCAUCAAAAAGGUGGUGGAUGGCUCGCAGACGAUGUGGUGCUUGAUAGUACAUUGUGAGAAUGAUCUGUGUGCUUACAACCCAAAGAACAACCCUCGGUCGAGGCAGCUGAUGCCGCAUCGCACUCCAUCGGGCAUCACAGAGAUAGAGGUGCAGGAGGCGCGGAUUGCGCAACACUGGCCUGAUUACCAAGGGAUAUUGCAAGGUGUUUUGUAUGCCACAAGUGCAAAAAAGGCCCAUCUGGUGUCUAUACCACUGCGAGACGGUGUGGAUAGUCUGGUCGACAUGUCCCAGCUGGACGUGUCUCACUGGGUCGAUCAGCUUGGACCAGAGCGCCUGAUCAGCUCGACAGGGCAGUGCCGAAAGACAUACAAUGUGAUCGCAGACAUCCCAGAGGGCGGAACGCUGCCUGGGUACACAUUUUUUCGCGAGCAUCCGUUGGUUUAUGGGCCACCCAAUGCACUGAUUCGGGAGGUUGGACGUAUCACAUCGAAUGCGGACAACAUCUUGGGAAAUGUGCUGGUGGUGAAACAUACACGGCAUAUGAAGAAUGAAUUGAUGGAUUGUGAGGAAGACAACAUCCCUUGGAUCGGGAUUAUUAAGCAGUGUGUGAGGGACUCCACCUUCUGGUAUUAA
This is a messenger RNA of Suillus discolor, 1356 nucleotides long. RefSeq lists its product as uncharacterized. The coding region runs from base 1 to 1356 and encodes 451 amino acids. The transcript has 5 exons. Lineage: Eukaryota; Fungi; Basidiomycota; Agaricomycetes; Boletales; Suillaceae. The record is from RefSeq and is a predicted model, not a curated record.